This is a messenger RNA of Rubroshorea leprosula, 1018 nucleotides long. The record is from the annotation of a GenBank genome assembly. NCBI's taxonomy places the organism in Eukaryota, Viridiplantae, Streptophyta, Magnoliopsida, Malvales, Dipterocarpaceae.
CACUUGGUGCCACCAAAGGCAUCACAAAGGAGGAAGCCAUGAAGGACAAUCUUCUCACCUUUGAUGACCUGGAAAACCUAAAACUUGCAGAAGAUUUGGCGAAGACAUGCUUUGAGAUGUAUUCAGUAACUUCCACGGGGCUGGCUCCAGAAAUUGCAUACUUUCAUACUCAGGCACAUUCUCUAGGCCGUCUUGAUGGUGGAAACAAGAGUUCAAAAUAUGUGAAUGACAUAAUAUUCAAACGAGCUGACCAUCAUAAUUUGUUGCGUCCUGAAACUGUUGAAUCCUUGUUUGUAUUAUACCGUAUCACUCAAGACCAGAAAUAUCGUGAAUUGGGGUUGGCAGAUUUUUGAAGCAUUUGAGAAGUACACAAAGGUGGAUUCUGGGGGAUACACUUCUUUAGAUGAUGUUACCGCAAUUCCUCCUCAUAGAAGAGACAAGAUGGAGAGCUUUUUUCUUGGUGAAACACUGAAGUAUUUAUACUUGCUCUUUGGGGAUAACUCCGUUCUACCACUGGAUAAAUAUAUAUUUAACACCGAAGGUCAUCCUUUUCCAAUUGAAGAAUGGCAAAGCAUUCACAAGGGAAGGCAUGGAGAAGCUUAACGUUUGCUGGCCUGGGAAGAUACUCUAGCGGUCUUAAACAUGGUUUUGUACUUUUAUCCCGUGAUAAACGGAUUCAAUGGCCAGAUUUUAAAAGGUCUUGGCAUAACUCAUAUGCCUACAAAAGGAGAGUGACAUGGACAUUUGAAGACGUUCAGAAAUUUCUAGUGAUGGAAACCCAUGAGAGAUGACAUUUGGGUUCUUGCUGCAUUUGUAAGAAGAAAAGGGAAAUUAGAUCAGUCAUUAAGAUUGGCAAGGUCAUUUGGGGAUUUAAUGCAGAUUUAUAGAGAAAGAAUGAAGAGCCUCUUCAACAUGUAAAGCCCAAAGUAAUGUUACUAAUACCAGCGAUUUGGUUAGUAGUCAUUAGAUUUCAAUCUAUUUGGACUCAUCAUAUGUAAGUUCCAACUCGUUUCUCUUA